AGCGAUGGCCCGGUCCUGAGCGCCCCGCCAUGGCCGGCGCCCCCAGCCCGCUCAGCCUGGCGCUGCUGCUGCUCGGGGCGGUGGGCAGGGCCGGCCCCCGCCCCCAGGGUGCCACCGUGUCCCUCUCAGAGACAGUGCAGAAGUGGCGAGAAUACCGACACCAGUGCCAACGCUUCCUGACUGAGGCCCCACCCCCAGCCACAGGCCUGUUUUGCAAUCGGACCUUCGAUGAGUAUGCCUGCUGGCCAGACGGGCUGCCGGGCUCCUUCGUGAAUGUCAGCUGCCCCUGGUACCUGCCCUGGGCCAGCAGUGUGCUGCAGGGCCACGUGUACCGGUUCUGCACAGCUGAGGGCCUGUGGCUGCGCCAGGACAACUCCAGCCUGCCCUGGAGGAACCUGUCCGAGUGUGAGGAGUCCAAGCGAGGGGAGAGAAGCUCCCCAGAGGAGCAGCUCCUGUCCUUUUCCAUCAUCUACACGGUGGGCUACACACUCUCCUUCUCCGCUCUGGUCAUCGCCUCGGCCAUCCUCCUGAGCUUCAGACACCUACACUGCACCCGGAACUACAUCCACCUGAACCUGUUUGCAUCUUUCAUCCUCCGAGCUCUGUCCGUCUUCAUCAGGGACGCAGUCCUCAAGUGGAUGUACAGCACGGCCCCCCAGCAGCACCAGUGGGAUGGCCUCCUCUCCUACCAGGAUUCUCUGGGCUGCCGCCUGGUGUUCCUGCUCAUGCAGUACUGCGUGGCGGCCAAUUACUACUGGCUCCUGGUGGAGGGCGUGUACCUGUACACGCUGCUGGCCUUCUCCGUCUUCUCCGAGCAGCGCGUCUUCAGGCUCUAUCUGAGCAUAGGCUGGGGUGUCCCCCUGCUGUUUGUUAUCCCUUGGGGCAUUGUGAAGUACCUCUAUGAGGAUGAGGGCUGCUGGACCAGGAACUCAAACAUGAAUUAUUGGCUCAUUAUCCGGCUCCCCAUUCUCUUUGCCAUUGGGGUGAACUUCCUCAUCUUUGUCCGGGUCAUCUGCAUUGUGGUGUCCAAACUGAAAGCCAAUCUCAUGUGCAAGACGGACAUCAAGUGCAGACUUGCCAAGUCCACACUGACACUCAUCCCCCUCCUGGGGACCCACGAGGUCGUCUUUGCCUUUGUGAUGGAUGAACAUGCCCGGGGGACGCUGCGCUUCAUCAAGCUGUUUACGGAGCUCUCCUUCACCUCCUUCCAGGGGCUGAUGGUGGCCAUCUUGUACUGCUUUGUCAACAAUGAGGUCCAGAUGGAGUUUCGGAGGAGCUGGGAGCGCUGGCGGCUCAAGCACUUGCACAUCCAGAGGGACAGCAGCAUGAAGCCCCUCAAGUGUCCCACCAGCAGCCUGAGCAGCGGGGGCACGGUGGGCAGCAGUGUGUACGCAGCCACAUGCCAGGCCUCCUUCAGCUAAGCCCCCAGCUGCUUCCCUCCCUGUGGUCUCACUGCUGGCUGGGUGGCCAUCCUGGGUGGGAGAGACCCUGCUGGGGCUGGGGAAGGGAGGGAUACACACACACAUGCAUCCCUGCUUUCCCUUCC
Molecule: messenger RNA, 1546 nt
Organism: Suricata suricatta (meerkat)
Lineage: Eukaryota; Metazoa; Chordata; Mammalia; Carnivora; Herpestidae
Gene: GLP1R
Product: glucagon like peptide 1 receptor
Exons: 13
Coding region: 30-1421 (463 amino acids)
Biological process (GO): adenylate cyclase-activating G protein-coupled receptor signaling pathway; cell surface receptor signaling pathway
Cellular component (GO): plasma membrane
Molecular function (GO): peptide hormone binding; glucagon receptor activity
Source: RefSeq, a predicted model, not a curated record